GGCAACGAGUGCGACAGAGAGGUUCCGAUGCGCCAGAAUCCCAGAAUCUUCUCCAUCGCACCUACUGCGCAGGUCAAAAAACGGGAUGAACGGGAGGUGAGCUGGUCGUGUGGCAUCUUGAAACGACGCGAGCCCAUGAGAUUGCAUUUUUGGCCCAUUCGUGACGACUUUGGGACGUUAAGUCGAUAAUUCGUAGCAGGUGUCGGGAGCCAUGGGCACCGAAUUGUUUCUUGGACUUCGGCUAACCUUACAAAACUUCACGACGAUCAAACUAAAAGAUGUGAGCUUGAAGUCGAAAGUGGAGCAACUGAGAGUCCAAACUGCCGAAAAGAUUAAACUCCAAAAGGACACUUUUGAACUCAUUUAUUGCGGAUGCAUUUUGGAAGACGACGUGACGCUAGAAGCAUGCGGUUUAAAGAAUGGGUCUAUGGUCCACGUUCUGAAGAAAAAGGUCCCUGAAGUACCUGUGCCUGCUAAAACCGCAUCCUUGCGCAGCAUUUUACAACUGUCAUCCGUUUUUCGAUCAUUCAAUGAGAAUCCUGAACUGCGCAGUGCAUUACACCGAUUAAUAAAAAGGCCCGAAGUUGUAGAAAACAUAAUUUCGUCUUCACCAGGGUUGAAUGAAGAUCCUAUUGCCAUAGCCAUGCUACAAGAUCCAGAAUUAAUGGCACAUUUUAUUGUUACAUCAACCAUUAUCAAAAUUGGUGAGCUACAUCCUGCCCUCAUUGAAGCGGCACAACAUAUAGCAGCUGCAGUUCACGAAGAGGCUCAUAAUAAUGCCGUUAAUGGCAGCAAUGCAUCAACAUCGAAUGCUCAAUCAACUACUGCUUAUUCGUAUAGUAUCGAUAACUUGAGCGAUGACGAAGAAAUGGCUGGAGACUCCUCUCAAUCGUCGGAUUCGACACAGCCUUCUAAUUUAUCAACAAAUCAAUCAAAUUCUGCAAUUACAACGGCGCAAUUAGCCACUGCUUUAUCUAGAGCAGGAGCAAGAGGUUUUCCCUUGUCUACUUCCUCAUCAUCUACAUCUGGAGCUAGUUCAAACUCUGCCGUUAUUACAACAGAAAUGUUUACUCAAGCAAUGCAACAAGCUUUUGCAUCGACUCCAGUGCCCGUUGUACCGCCUCCUGUAGCACCUAUUUUGCCACCCGUUCUCCCUCAGUUUGCCGACCUGCAGAGACAGCUCGCACAGAUGCAUGAAAUAGGACUUCAAGACGAUGCCGUUAACGUGCAAGCAUUACAGUUUACUAAUGGAGAUGUACAGGCUGCGAUAGAUCUGGUUUUUAGUGGUUUCAGUGAUAAUUAAUUUGAAUUUAUAAACGACUCUAUAUUAAGAAUACCUUAUCAGUCAAGGAAAAUUGGCUUUGCAAGAAUUCUUUGAAUUGCAAAAUUUUGACAAGGAAAAAGGAUAUUUAUUUUUUAAAGAUGUGAGUACAUUCUAUAAAUUCUUUAUAAUUCGUAUAUUCAACACGAUUCAUCAUCAAUAUAGAGCAAUCGUAAGAAUAAUUUGUGGAGAUAUAUGCAUCAAAAAGCAAUUGCAUACAAAUUUUUGCUUAUGAAGAUGCAUUAUAAGGUUCAGAAAAAGAUGCAUAAAACCGAAAUAUUCAGAAUUCCUUGAAAUCAUUACCCCACGGUUGAGAAUCUCUGUACCGAAAAUAAAUGCAAGGCUCGGGGACUUAAUCCAUUCAAGCAGCACCAAUUUAAUUUAAUCGAUUUGCAUGUAGCGUGCUCGUAUAGGGGUUUUUAUUGUCCACGCGUUUUGACACCUCGAUGAUGUGCACGCCGCGCACACUACACCAAGAAGACGCAUCAAUUCAAUAAAGUGAACAAAGGCUCUACAUCGUGA
Orussus abietinus is the source of this 1843-nucleotide messenger RNA. RefSeq names its product ubiquitin-like protein 7. Gene Ontology annotation, molecular function: polyubiquitin modification-dependent protein binding. The record is from RefSeq and is a predicted model, not a curated record. Gene Ontology annotation, cellular component: cytosol. NCBI's taxonomy places the organism in Eukaryota, Metazoa, Arthropoda, Insecta, Hymenoptera, Orussidae. The transcript has 5 exons. Gene Ontology annotation, biological process: ubiquitin-dependent protein catabolic process. The coding region runs from base 212 to 1303 and encodes 363 amino acids.